AAACAAGAUAUACUAAUACCAAUCUAAUCCCUCUCUCUUCUCUCCUCUUUAUCUCUUGUGCUGUAGUGAUUGGACUUCGAGAAAGAGUACAAAUUUAAAGCCAGUUAUAAGAAGGGGGGAGGGGUCCAAACUCUGACAUUUUUACUCGUGAAGGUCUUCAAAGAUAAACAAAGAGUGAAGAAAUAGAGGAAAAGGAAGAAGAGAAAAGACACCACUAAAUCUCUGAUUUUCUUGUCUCAUCAAAUUAUGACAAACCAAUUCAUCAUCGUGUGAAUUCACGAACCAAUUUCAUUUCAUUUCUUUUGCCUAUAUCUUCUAUCAUUUCUUUCUUACUCCCUCUGCAACUCUCACUCACUCACUCUUAAUUUUGAGAUCUGAAGAGAAGAAAUGGGUACUCAAAAAUUGUCUUUGUUGUUCUUGUUAUUAGUUUCAGUAAUCGUAAUGUUAAAAAAAGGGGAGUCAAAAACAGAUGCUAAAGAGAUUGAAGGAUUGAAAGAAUUGAGAAACAAACUAGACUCAAAAUCAGUAACACCAGGAUCUUGUUUAAGCUCAUGGGAUUUCUCAGUUGAUCCAUGUGACCACAUUAAUACUGAUGUUUUCACUUGUGGGUUUAGAUGUGAACCUGAUGAUGUUUCUGGAAUCAAAAGAGUUACUGAUAUCAUCUUUGAUCAAGCUGGGUAUACUGGGUCUUUAGCUAAUUCGUCUUGGAAUUUCCCUUACUUGGUAACUCUUGAUGUAUCGCGUAAUUACUUGAGUGGUUCAAUUCCAGAGUCAAUUUCAGCACUCACUCGUCUCCGUCGACUGGGAUUCUCAGGUAACUCAUUCACCGGUGAAUUACCUGCUUCUCUUGGUUAUCUUACGAAUUUGGAAGAACUUUACCUCGACAACAACCGUCUCCAAGGAGCAAUUCCAGAGAGCUUCAAUGGGUUAGUAAGCUUAAAAAGGUUAGAACUUCAAGGGAAUAAGAUUUCUGGGGAAAUUCCUGAUUUGAGUUCACUUAAAAAUCUGACCUUUUUAGAUGCAAGUGAUAAUGGAAUUUCAGGGAAUUUUCCAGCCACUUUGCCAUCUUCAUUGAUGACAGUUAUAAUGAGGAACAAUUACAUACAAGGAAAUCUCCCUGAUAACAUACUGAAUUUGGAAUUCUUACAGGUAAUGGAUUUGAGUCAUAAUUUAUUAUCUGGGUCUGUAAUUUCAGCUCUGUUUUCUCAUCCAUCUCUGCAACAAUUGACUCUAUCUCAUAACAAGCUCACAUAUGUACAAGUACCAAGGAAUUUAGGUACUGAAAGUGAACUAAUAGCACUUGAUUUGAGCAACAAUGAGCUCGAAGGAUUAUUACCAGCUUUCAUGGCUUUGAUGCCGAAACUAUCAGCAUUAUCAGUUGAGAAUAAUAGGUUUACAGGGAUGAUACCUUCACAAUAUGCAAUUAAAACAGUUGUUCCAGAUGAAGGUAGUUCACCAUUUGUUAGAUUAUUACUUGGUGGGAAUUACUUGUUUGGUCCAAUUCCAGGUCCUUUAAUGGCUCUUAAACCUGGUACUGCUAUUGUUAGUUUGGUUAAUAAUUGUCUGUUUAGAUGUCCAACUAGUUUUUUCUUCUGUCAAGGUGGUAUUCAGAAAUCUUUACUCACUUGCACCAGCAAUGGACCUGUAAUUCCUUGAUGAUGUUGAUGAUUACUGUUAUUAUAAAUGUAAUGUGAUUAUUUUGAUCUCCAUUGAAAUGGGUUUCUUGAUUUCUCUCUUGUUCUUA
Papaver somniferum (opium poppy) is the source of this 1744-nucleotide messenger RNA. Its product is annotated as probably inactive leucine-rich repeat receptor-like protein kinase At2g25790. Gene Ontology annotation, molecular function: protein binding. The record is from RefSeq and is a predicted model, not a curated record. The transcript has a single exon. Lineage: Eukaryota; Viridiplantae; Streptophyta; Magnoliopsida; Ranunculales; Papaveraceae. The coding region runs from base 388 to 1656 and encodes 422 amino acids.